Brassica rapa (field mustard) is the source of this 4448-nucleotide messenger RNA. Its product is annotated as disease resistance protein RML1B. NCBI's taxonomy places the organism in Eukaryota, Viridiplantae, Streptophyta, Magnoliopsida, Brassicales, Brassicaceae. Gene Ontology annotation, molecular function: ADP binding; ATP hydrolysis activity. Gene Ontology annotation, biological process: signal transduction; defense response. The record is from RefSeq and is a predicted model, not a curated record.
UUCUAGAAAAACAUCGUAAAAUGGCUUCAUAUUUUGUCGUCAAUUGAAUUAACACAUUUCCUUAUUACAUAAGUUAGUGGUUGAGAGACAAAUUUAAAGGAUAACUCUUUUAUGGCUUCUUCUUCUUCUCAUCCUAGGAGAUACCAUGUGUUCCCUAGCUUCUGCGGGGAAGAUGUACGUAGGAACUUUCUAAGUCACUUUCACAAGGAGCUGCAACUCAACGGAAUAGAUGCAUUUAAAGAUGGUGGAAUCAAGAGAAGUCGGUCCAUAUGGCCUGAGCUUAAACAAGCUAUAUGGGAAUCAAGAGUUUCCAUUGUUGUUCUCUCCAAGAACUACGGUGGUUCGAGCUGGUGCUUGGACGAGUUGGUAGAGAUCAUGGAGUGCAAGGAAGUUUCUGGACAAACAGUGAUGCCGAUUUUCUAUGGUGUGGAUCCAACUGAUGUAAGAAAACAGUCUGGAGAUUUCGGAAAGUCUUUUGACACGAUUUGUCAUGUGAGAACAGAGGAAGAGAGGCAGAGAUGGAAGCAAGCUUUAACCAGUGUUGCUAGUAUCGCCGGCGACUGUUCUUCAAAAUGGGACAAUGAUGCGGUGAUGAUUGAAAGGAUUGUCACCAAUGUUUUGCAAGAGCUGAAUUGGUGUACACCCUCAAAGGAUUUCAAAGAUCUAGUUGGAUUGGAAGCUCAUGUCUCAAACUUGAACUCAAUGUUAUGCCUGGACACUAAUGAAGUGAAGAUAAUAGGUAUUUGGGGUCCUGCUGGAAUCGGUAAGACCACCAUUGCGAGAGCUUUAUACAAUCAACUUUCUUCUAGUGGUGAUGAAUUUCAGUUGAAUCUUUUCAUGGAGAAUGUUAAGGGGGUUCAAAUGAGAAAAGAACUCCAUGGUUAUAGUUUGAAGUUGCAUUUACAAGAAAGGUUUCUCUCUGAAAUUUUCAACCAAAGAACUAAGAUAAGCCAUUUAGGUGUUGCACAAGAAAGGCUAAAAAAUCAGAAAGCUUUGGUUGUUCUUGACGAUGUUGAUGGAUUAGAGCAGCUAAAUGCAUUAAUAGAUACAACUGAAUGGUUUGGUUAUGGAACCAGGAUCAUUGUCACUACAGAAGAUAGACAGCUUUUGAAGGCUCAUGGGAUUAACCAAGUCUAUGAAGUUGGUUAUCCAUCUCAAGGUGAAGCCUUCAAGAUCUUGUGUAGAUAUGCUUUUGGAGAUAACUCGGCACCAAAAGGGUUUUAUGAUCUAGCUACUGAAGUUACCAAACUUGCUGGUGAUCUACCUUUAGGUCUCAGCGUUCUAGGUGCAUCUUUGCGAGGGUUGAGCAAAGAGGAGUGGAUAAACGCGAUACCACGACUUAGAACUAGUCUAAAUGGGAAAAUAGAGAAACUGUUAGGAGUAUGCUAUGAUGGGCUAGAUGAGAAAGAUAAGACUCUAUUUCUUCAUGUCGCGUGCUUGUUCAAUGGCGAGAAGGUGGAUCGUGUGAAGCAGUUGCUUGCUAAGAGUGCAUUGGAUGCAGACUUUGGACUUAAAGUCCUUGUGGACAGAUCUCUUAUACAUAUAUAUGCUGAUGGAUAUAUAGUGAUGCAUUUUUUGCUACAACAAAUGGGUAAAGAAAUCAUUCGAGGACAAUGUAUCAACGAUCCUGGAAGACGUCAGUUCCUAGUCGAUGCUCAGGAGAUCUCGGAUGUACUUGUAGAUGAAACUGGUACAAAAAAUGUUUUAGGCAUAUCCUUAGAUAUGUCCGAACUCGAUGAUGAAGUGUAUAUAAGUGAAAAAGCCUUCAAGAAAAUGACUAAUCUCCAAUUCUUGAGGCUAUACAAUCAUUUUCCAGAUGAAGCAGUCAAGUUGCAGUUACCUCACGGCUUGGAUUAUCUACCACGUAAACUAAGGUUACUACAUAGGGAUUCAUAUCCGAUAAAAUGUAUGCCCUCUAAGUUUCGUCCUGAGUUUCUUGUUGAACUUACUCUGCGAGAUAGCAAGCUUGUAAAGCUUUGGGAAGGUGUUCAGCCACUGACAAGUCUCACGUAUAUGGAUUUGAGUUCUUCCAAAAACAUCAAAGACAUUCCGAAUCUCUCAGGAGCAAUGAAUCUGGAGAAACUGUAUCUCAGGUUCUGCGAAAAUUUGGUCACAGUUUCUUCUUCUUCUCUACAAAACCUUAAUAAGCUAAAAGUCUUGGACAUGUCUUGUUGCACAAAACUGAAGGCUCUUCCGACCAAUAUCAACUUGGAAUCCCUCAGUGUCCUUAACCUGAGGGGAUGCUCGAAGUUGAAGAGGUUUCCGUGUAUUUCAACGCAGGUUCAGUUCAUGUCUCUUGGGGAAACUGCGAUAGAGAAAGUGCCUUCAUUAAUCAGGUUAUGUUCUCGUCUAGUUUCAUUGGAAAUGGCGGGAUGUAAGAACCUGAAAACAUUACCUCCUGUCCCUGCAAGUAUAGAGAUCUUGGACUUGUCCAAGACAAGAGUUGAGUUCAUAUAUGUUGAUCAUAUGCAUAUGCCUUUUAUUUGUUUAUUUGGAGAUCGUUGUCACGAUGAUUAUCAACUAAUUUUACGCGCUCUUAUAUUGUUAUGUAGAGGCCAUUUGCAUAGGCAGGACCCAAGGGCAAAAGUCUUCUUUAACGAUAUUAUUGUGUUCUCAAUAGUCAAAAUUACCAAAAAAAAGAUGUUGAGAGGAAUUUUCAAGUCUGUCUUGGGAGAAUCAAGAACAGAUUGCAACUCUCUUCACCCUCUCAUCGCUGCUUCUUCUCCUUCCUCUUCAUCAUCAUCAUCAUCAACACGUCAAUACAGCUACGACGUCUUCCCAAGUUUCUGUGGACAAGAUGUCCGGAGAAGCUUUCUCAGCCACUUUCUUGAAGGGUUGAAAACCAAUGGAGUAAAUACGUUCGUAGACGACGGGAUCAUGAUGAGCGGAUCAAUAAACUCCGAGCUCGUGAGAGCUAUCAGAGAAUCAAGGAUCGCCGUGGUGAUCCUCUCGAAGAACUAUGCCUCCUCGAGUUGGUGCCUACAUGAGUUGCAGCUGAUCAUGGAUUGUAGGGCUUCUUUAGGACAAACUGUGAUGACAAUAUUCUACGACGUGGAACCAUCUGAUGUGAGAAAACAGACCGGAGAUUUCGGAAAGGCCUUUGAGGAAACUUGUAAUGGCAGUACAGAGGAAGAGAAGAAGACAUGGAGACAAGCGUUGACUCAAGUUGCCCUUAUCGCUGGGGAACAUGUAACUUCAUGGGCUAGUGAAGCGCAGAUGAUCUCAAAAAUCGUCAAAGAUGUUUCUAACGAGUUGCCAUCAACCGAUUUUGAUCGGUUGGUUGGAGUGGAAGCUCAUGUAGCAAAGCUGAAAUCGAUGAUACGCUUAGAUUCCGACGAGGUGAAGAUGGUGGGCAUUUGGGGCCCUGCAGGUAUUGGCAAAACCACAAUAGCUAAAGCCUUAUACAACCAAGUUUCCAGUAACUUCCAACUCAAGUUUUAUAAGGAGAUUUUUAAGGGAAAGUAUGAGGUGCACAGCCUCGAAAGAUAUGAUUCGCAAAAUCGUUUGAAAAAAGAGUUACUAUCUGGAAUUUUAGAUCAUAGGGACAUGAAUAUACCUGACCUAGGUGAGGCAGAAGAGAGGUUAAAGCAUCAGAGAGUCCUACUCAUUCUUGAUGAUGUCUUUCUUCAUGAUCUAAAGGGUUUGAGAGAUGUAAUCCACGGUCUUAGGUAUGGAAGUAAGGUAAUUGUGACCAGUGAAGAUAUAGAUACGUUAAGAGAAUGUGGGAUCCACCAGAACCAGACAUACAGAGUUGCUUUUCCAUCAAGCGAAGAGGCUCUUCAGAUAAUUUCAUACUCUGCAUUUGGACAACGCUUUCCACCAAGAAGUUAUCUGGAGCAUGCAGAUGAAGUAGCUAAGCUUGUCUCUCCAUUUCCACUUGGUCUCAGAGUCAUUGGUUCUUCUUUGCGCGGAAAAAGCAAAGAUGAGUGGAUAACUGCACUGGCUAAGCUCAAAACUUGUCAUGGGGACAAGGAUGUAGAAACAGCCAUUAGAUUUGCCUAUGAAGGGUUAUCUGAUAAACAAAAAACUCUACUUUAUCUAUUGACAGAUUCAAUAAGUUCGGGUGAGAACGUGAACAAUGCCAUAUUCUCACUUUCACAGAGUGAUUGGGAUGCUGAGAAAGGGAUUCAAACUCUAGCUGAUAUAGCUUUCAUCUCUAUAUCCGGAGAAGGAAGAAUUCUGAUGCACUAUUUGGUACGCUUAAUGUCUAUCAAGUUAAGUUUGUAGUUAGAAAAAAUUAAAGGUUAUACUUAAGAUUCUAUCAAAACAGUAUCUGAACACAUUACAGAAAUGAAAGUCUAUGCACUGUGUCAAGUGUUUUCCUUCUUACAUUAUGUUUAUCUUCUUAAUGUUAAUGUAUGAUUCACUUCGCAUCCCAAGAAUGACCAAACACUUUUUUAUGGAUGAGAAUGCGUUAAAUGGAUUUUAAUAUAAAAGAUUCAUCACAA